AUGGCGAUGCAAGUGCAAGGCACGAUCCUCGAUGUUCUCAAGAAGAAAAUGCGACAGACUAAAGAGGAAAUGGAAAAAUAUAAGGACGAGUGUGAUGAGUAUCAGAAACGGUUGCAAGUGGAAGUGAUGCGACGUGAGGAA
Cotesia congregata is the source of this 141-nucleotide messenger RNA. The record is from the annotation of a GenBank genome assembly. NCBI's taxonomy places the organism in Eukaryota, Metazoa, Arthropoda, Insecta, Hymenoptera, Braconidae.